AUGAUUUUCAGUAUCUUCAGAGUUGUGCAACUAUCACCAAAAUCUAAUUUUAGAGCACUUCCAUCACUCCAAAAAGAAAGCUCGUGUCCAUUUGCAGCCAUCCCUCAUCCUGCCUGCAGCCGCGGCGCCCUCAUCUACUUCCUCUAUAGAUUCGCCUUACUAGAACGUUUCAUUCCAAGAGACCCUGAAGCAAACCUGGAGGUGAGACCUGAGGAAAGCUGGGACCAUGCUGACCGUGUGCACUACAAAGAAGCAGACUCUGUUCCCGAAAAGCCCACCACUGAUGCCAGUGAGGACAACGGGGGUCCCCAAGUCUGCCGUGUAUGUGGGGACAAGGCCACUGGUUAUCACUUCAAUGUCAUGACUUGUGAAGGAUGCAAGGGCUUCUUCAGGAGGGCCAUGAAGCGCAACGCCCGGCUGAGGUGCCCCUUCCGGAAGGGCACCUGCGAGAUCACCCGGAAGACCCGGCGGCAGUGCCAGGCCUGCCGCUUGCGCAAGUGCCUGGAGAGUGGCAUGAAGAAGGAGAUGAUCAUGUCCGACGCGGCCGUGGAGCAGAGGCGGGCCUUGAUCAAGAGGAAGAAGAGAGAAGGGGUGGGGCCCCAGCCCGCCGGCGUGCGGGGGCUGACGGAGGAGCAGCGGAGGACGAUCAGUGAGCUGAUGGACGCGCAGAUGAAGACCUUCGACACCACCUUCUCCCACUUCAAGAAUUUCCGGCUGCCGGAAAUGCUGAGCAGUGGCCGCGAGGUCCCAGAGUCUCUGCAGGCUCCAUCAGGGGAAGAGGCUGCCAAGUGGAACCAGAUCCGGGAGGACCUGUGCUCCCUGAAGAUCUCCCUGCAGCUGCGCGGGGAGGACGGCAGCAUCUGGAACUACAAGCCCCCGGCCGACGGCAGAGGGAAGGAGAGCUUUUCCCUGCUGCCCCACAUGGCCGACAUGUCGACCUACAUGUUCAAAGGCAUCAUCAACUUUGCCAAAGUCAUCUCGUACUUCAGGGACUUGCCCAUCGAGGACCAGAUCUCCCUGCUGAAGGGGGCCGCCCUCGAGCUCUGCCUGCUGAGAUUCAACACUGUGUUCAAUGCGGAGACCGGAACCUGGGAGUGUGGCCGGCUGUCCUACUGCCUGGAAGACCCCGCAGGUGGCUUCCAGCAGCUUCUCCUGGACCCUGUGCUGAAAUUCCACUACAUGCUGAAGAAGCUGCAGCUACACAAGGAGGAGUACGUGCUGAUGCAGGCCAUCUCCCUGUUCUCCCCAGACCGCCCGGGUGUGGUGCAGCGCAGUGUGGUGGACCAGCUGCAGGAGCGAUUUGCCAUCACCCUGAAGGCCUACAUCGAGUGCCAUCGGCCCCAGCCCGCCCACCGGUUUCUGUUCCUGAAGAUCAUGGCUCUCCUGACUGAGCUCCGCAGCAUCAACGCCCAGCACACCCAGCAGCUGCUGCGCAUCCAGGACAUUCACCCGUUCGCCACCCCACUCAUGCGGGAGCUGUUCAGCAUCGCCGACGGCUGAGCGGCCGCCCCUGGGAGAGCCUCGAUGGACAGCCAGACCCAGAGCCCUCUGAGCUGCCACUCCUGGGGCUAGACAGAUCCACUGCCGAGGGCCUGGCGCCUGCUGACCUGCCUUCCCAGCGGCCACAGCUGACUAUGCACCUCAGGAAGGGGUGCAGGCCCACCCAGCCCCAGUGCGAUCUGUGGCGAGUGUAGCCACAGGCUUGGUGUGGAGAGUGUUCUGGCCCUUAGCUCAGGCCCCCUGGACGCCAGGCUGCUUUUCCCUGAGAAAAGUCCCUGUGGUCUCGGAAUCCCACUACAUCCCCGUAAAUGCCCAUCCCACGGACGUGUGGCAGUGGCGGAGGGGAAGGGGCAACUGGGGCUGGGCCCUCUGAGGGUCUGUGCCUACACCCACAUUCUUUAGCCCCUUGAGCCUUUUCAUGGCCACCUCUGAUACUCCUGUCUCCCACUUCCCACUGGGUCCCGACCCCAGGCUCUUGAUCUGAGCUGCUCGGAGGGUUCCGGGCCUGAGCCCAUCAGCAAGCCCAUUAGUAACAGUAAUCUAGGAGAAGCCAGAGCCUCGCCAGAUGUCAGGUACUUGUCCUGGCCCCUUUCUGGGCAUGCCAUUCUGUCUCUGCAUCUACCCAGACACCAACGAGAGGCCACCUCUGUGGGGUGUACGCCGACUCCAAUGGGGAGGCUGAUCUCAAAGAGUUUAGACAAUAGUUAAGAAAAGGAAAACCAAAAAAAAAAAAAGAAAAGAAAAAGGCAGAAACACAAAAAAACUCAAGGACAAGGUGAAGGGACAAAUGCUGUGUGCACGGGGACCAUCUGUGUGGACGCACAAUGGACUGACUUCUGGAGGCACCUGGGACCCGAGUGAGGAUGCCCCAGGGCGUGUGCUCAUGGGAGGAAGGCCACGGACGGUGGCUGUGGGUACAUGUGUUGACUUGGUGUAGGUGGGUCUGCUCUCCACCUGACUGGGGCCUGGGGUGCCCUGUGACGAGGCUCUGUUGACAGCGAGCUAAGACACAGGGAGCAGAUGCACCAGCGGGCAGCGUGCCUGCCUGUGCAUGUCUGCUCAGAGCUGAAAGUACGAAUGUGUCUGCCUUGCUCACAGUCACCCGUGAGUAAAUGUGUUUUUACAUUGUCAUAAAUUACUCUGAACUAACUGUACGUAUGCACACCUCAGGAGCAAGCUUAGCACCUCAUCCUGGGUUUACCAUCAAACCGAGGCAAGAAAACUCAAGUGAAUUUUUGACUGGAGAUGUAAACUUUUCUUGCCUUCUUUCCUGGGGAAAGAAGAAAUGUGGGAGUAGGAAAACAGAAGUAGAAAUACACACCCACCCACACUUUUACUACUUGCAUGCAUUUUACUACUUCUUACUGCCCGUUACACACCUGAAGACUUUGUUAGGGCCAGAACAAAAAUGUGAUCAUUUAAUUUGGUUUGCUCAUACAUGAUUAUUCUAUAUAAAGAUACAAAGCAUAUAGUAUAUGCAUACCAUAAUUAAAACUGUAGUAAUGGAAUUCA
Tupaia belangeri chinensis (Chinese tree shrew) is the source of this 3012-nucleotide messenger RNA. It is a transcript of the gene NR1I2, whose product is annotated as nuclear receptor subfamily 1 group I member 2. The transcript is spliced from 9 exons. The record is from RefSeq and is a predicted model, not a curated record. Bases 1 to 1500 code for a protein of 499 amino acids. Lineage: Eukaryota; Metazoa; Chordata; Mammalia; Scandentia; Tupaiidae. Gene Ontology annotation, biological process: positive regulation of transcription by RNA polymerase II; negative regulation of transcription by RNA polymerase II; cell differentiation. Gene Ontology annotation, molecular function: RNA polymerase II cis-regulatory region sequence-specific DNA binding; zinc ion binding; nuclear receptor activity.